UGUGUGUGUGUGUGUGUGUGUGUGCCCGCGCGCGUGUGUUGUAGCUCUGUCAAUCCUUGGAUUAGAACCAAUGACUGCUGCUUGUAGGAGGGCUGUCCAGGGCCAGAUUGUACAAUGGGCCUCAGUGCCAGAGUAUGAGUGGAGAUAAUUACGGAGAAGUCACACUCUCUCGCACCCUCCGCUUCCUUUUUGUGUCCUUCAGCAAAACAGUGGAUUUAAAUCUCCUCCUAGGAGCUUGAGAGCAACGCAAUCUAUCAGGGAAAAAAAAAAAGAAAAAGAAAGAAAGAAAAAAAAAAAAAACCCCAACCUGACAAAAAAGAAGAAAAAGAAGAGGAAAAAAAAUCAUGAAAACCAUCCAGGCAAAAAUGCACAAUUCUAUCUCUUGGGCAAUCUUCACGGGGCUGGCUGCUCUGUGUCUCUUCCAAGGAGUGCCCGUGCGCAGCGGAGAUGCCACCUUCCCCAAAGCUAUGGACAACGUGACGGUCCGGCAGGGGGAGAGCGCCACCCUCAGGUGCACGAUUGACAACCGGGUUACCCGGGUGGCCUGGCUAAACCGCAGCACCAUCCUCUACGCUGGGAAUGACAAGUGGUGCCUGGAUCCUCGUGUGGUCCUCCUGAGCAACACCCAAACUCAGUACAGCAUCGAGAUCCAGAAUGUGGAUGUGUAUGAUGAGGGCCCAUACACCUGCUCUGUGCAGACAGACAACCACCCAAAGACCUCUCGGGUCCACCUCAUUGUACAAGUGUCCCCCAAAAUUGUAGAGAUUUCUUCAGAUAUCUCCAUUAAUGAAGGAAACAAUAUCAGCCUCACCUGUAUAGCCACAGGUAGACCGGAGCCUACAGUUACCUGGAGACACAUCUCCCCCAAAGCUGUUGGCUUUGUGAGUGAAGAUGAAUACUUGGAAAUUCAGGGCAUAACCCGGGAGCAGUCUGGGGACUACGAGUGCAGCGCCUCCAACGAUGUGGCUGCACCAGUGGUGCGAAGAGUAAAGGUCACCGUGAACUAUCCACCAUACAUUUCAGAAGCUAAGGGUACAGGUGUCCCUGUGGGACAGAAGGGGACACUGCAGUGUGAAGCCUCAGCAGUUCCCUCAGCAGAAUUCCAGUGGUACAAGGAUGACAAAAGACUGAUUGAAGGAAAGAAAGGAGUCAAAGUGGAAAACAGACCUUUCCUGUCAAAACUCAUCUUUUUCAAUGUCUCUGAACAUGACUACGGGAACUACACUUGUGUGGCCUCAAACAAGUUGGGCCACACCAAUGCCAGCAUCACAUUAUUUGAAGUGAAAACUACAGCCCUGACCCCUUGGAAAGGCCCCGGCGCAGUCAGCGAAGUGAACAACGGGACGUCGUCACGGAGGGCAGGCUGCAUUUGGCUUCUCCCUCUUCUGGUCUUGCACCUGCUCCUCAAAUUUUGAUGUGAGUGCCACUUCCCCUGCGGGGGAAAGCUGCUGCCACUGCACCAACAACACUACCGCAACGGCAACCUGACAGCAACAAUAAGAAUCAAAUGAAAUUCAGAGAAACACAGCCUAAUGGGACAGAAAUUCGAGGGAGGGAAACAAAGAAUACUUUGGGAAAGAAAAAAAAAAAUGUUUUAAAGAGGAAAUUGAAAAUUGCCUUGCAGAUAUUUAGGUACCACUGAGUUUUCUUUCUUUUCCCAAAACGGGAAGAACGCACACCCGGCUUGGGCCCACCCGCAAGCUGCACCGUGUGACCUCUCUGUUGCCAGGGUGGGCAAGGGCUCAGAUGCUGGGCCCACUAAAGUGCCCCACCAUGGAACAUUCUGGAGUCGGCCAUCCCAAAUUCCAUCCGUCAGUAGAGACAAACGCAGAGUGAGCCAUGCAGGCUCAGAUGUGCCACGGCGGGCCCUUUGGUAGACUGCGCCACCAUUGUGUGUGUCAUGAAAUGUGAAAUUAAAAAAGAAAGAAAGAAAAAGGAGACAAGACAGCCUGACAGCAACAAUGAUCCCACAAACAACAGUCACAAAAAAAUCUUGUUAAACAUUUUUUUUUUCUGUUUUUCAUUUUACUACAUGGACAUGAUGGAAAAUAAGGGAUUCUGAUUCAUUUAUUAAUUUUAUUAAUUAUAUUUUCUGAUAUGAGUCUAGAAUUAGUGCAAAAACAAGACAAAACUAAAAUAUACACACAUGAGAGGGGUAAAGAGAAAUGUGUUUGUCAAACAUUAUAAAAUGAAUAGUGUAUCUCUUAACUAGGUUUACAAUAGGUGGACACACUAGGAAUAAGGACCUGGUGAGGAUUUGGCAGAUCCACCAAAAAAAAAAAAAAAAAAAACACAUCCAGUUUAACCAACCUCUCCACCAGCGCUACAGAUUCCUCCUUUUCUGGCAUUUCAUGCAGACAAUAC
Molecule: messenger RNA, 2364 nt
Organism: Ictidomys tridecemlineatus (thirteen-lined ground squirrel)
Lineage: Eukaryota; Metazoa; Chordata; Mammalia; Rodentia; Sciuridae
Gene: Ntm
Product: neurotrimin
Source: RefSeq, a predicted model, not a curated record